AACCCAUUUGCCUCUCAACGUUCGUAACUGCCUUUCAAGCGUUUUUUUGAGGCCGCUGACGUCGGACGGAAACGUUGGAUUUUGGAAAAAAGUAAUUCCGCUGAGGGAAUGAAGUAGAAGAGGAGAGAUGUCCCAUGCAGAUGUUUCCUGAUGAUCCACAUUGCUUCACAGCCAGUGGGUUUGUCUCUCUGAGGUCCAGUUGUUUGUGAAUCCGCUGCGUGGAAUGGCACGGGGAUUUCUGGCCCAGACAAUUACGGUGGUUUCUCUUUCUGUAACUUUAUCUGCUGUUACUUCUCGGUCAUCUUCCUGCCACUAUCUACUCCCAUUAUUCCAGUCAGCCAAGAAUCAAGCCAAUUGCUCAUCUUUAGUACACUGGUUCCACAGUGACUCUGCUAGAAUGUCUAGUUGUAAAGGUCCAAAAGAAAAUGUACACAACAAAGCUAGGACUUCCCCGUAUCCAGGGUCGAAGGUCGAGCGCAGCAAAGUACCCAAUGAUAAGGUGGACUGGUCAACCAAAUGGGAGGAGUAUAGCCCAGUUGAAUACACCGCACGCUCUGUUUUGGCAGGGCCUCAGUGGGCAGAUCCAGAGAUUGGGGCCAAAAAAUUUUCUCCCAAGUUCAAUGAGAAGGAUGGGCAAGUGGAGAGGAAGAGCCAGAGUGGCUUAUAUCAGGUCGAAAAUGGAAGGCCCAGGAAUCCCAUGGGCAGAACAGGAAUUGCCGGUCGAGGUCUCUUGGGGCGCUGGGGGCCCAAUCAUGCUGCAGAUCCUCUGAUAACCAGGUGGAAGAGAGACAGCAGCGGCAAUAAGGUGGCUCACCCAGUUUCUGGCAAAAACCUCUUGCAGUUCAUCGCAAUCAAAAGGAAGGAUUGUGGGGAAUGGGCCAUCCCAGGGGGAAUGGUAGACCCAGGGGAGAAAUUGUCUGCCGCGCUGAAACGAGAAUUCAGUGAGGAGGCUUUGAACUCUUUGCAGAAAUCUGAUGCCGAGAAAGAAGAGAUGGAGAAGCAGCUGAAUAGACUUUUCAAUCAGGAUCAUUUUGUGGUAUACAAGGGGUAUGUGGAUGAUCCCCGUAAUACAGACAAUGCUUGGAUGGAAACCGAAGCUGUGAACUACCACGAUGAAUCUGGGGAAACCAUGGAUAACUUGCAGUUGGAAGCUGGGGACGAUGCUGGGAAAGUGAAAUGGGUCGACAUUGGUGAAAAGCUUAAGCUGUAUGCCAGCCACGCUGACUUUGUCAGGCUGGUAGCAGAGAAAAGAGAAGCUCACUGGAGUGAAGACCCUUUUGUUGGAUGCCACAGUGUGGCUGGGAUCAAAGAGUGAACGUAAGACUGGAAAUACCAGGUGCCAGUUUAGCAAAGGAAUGCGAUGUUAAUGCUGCUUUGAGAGAAAUAAGUUUACUGCAGAAAGUGUACGCAGCCAAGUAUAUUUAGACCACCUAGAUUUCAUUGGGAUACAUUUAAACAUUUUCCUAAUGCUUCCAUGGAAAUUCAGAAUGACUCAAAAAGUGUCUAAUUUUAGUUGCAUGCUGCCUUCCCCAUUUAUCAGAAAAUAUUGUAUAAGGAUUGAAUAUCACAUCUGCCUCCAUUAUGCUCUUUACGUACAGAGACAUAAUACAGGUGUGAAGAUCUGAUUUUUUCCAGGACUAAUAUGUAUGUUUUUGAGAAGAGAAGCCUAAAUUACAAAAGUCCUUAUCAUUCUUAAUGGCUGAAAUGAUCAUGCUCUCAAAUAGAACUGAUCUAAAUGAGGGAGAAUUCAGGAUAAAAGCAUCGCUUUCCUACUUCGUCUUUGAUUUCCAUUGCCAGACAGGCUUUUCAGACUCACAGACCACUCUAUUCUUGUGCAGCAUCACUAAGUGUCAAACAGUUGUGACUUCUGUACUCGUCCGUUCUCUCCUUUGUAUGCUGAUAAUUGAUCUAAUGUCAUGGAGAUAAAACCCUGCAUGUUGCCUUUCCCAAACAAUCCCAAAGUAAUUAAGGAAUCGGAUCUUUGAGCCAGAACCUGAACUGAUUUCACAUUCAUCAUACAAGCCACCAGCAAGGUACGAUAAGUACAAGAAACUAACAGUCGUAGCAUUUUAUUUCACUAAAUUGUCAUUGUAGAGAAAUAAAGAAAAAGAAAAUCCAAACUGGAAGGUAAUUAGAAGGAAAAAGAAACAGGUUUCAACCCAAGGGGCCGUGAACACAACUUCAGAGGUUUGAAAAAGUAAUCUGUUGAAAUACAAACAAUACCGAGGAAUUAAAAUGUACCCACGUAUUAGCUCAUACUGGCAGUUUCCUUCAUUUUAAGAACGUAACCUGGGAUCCACGUUUAAACCUGAAGCUUAUCUGAUGUUCUCCUCCGACUGAAUGCUUCUCACAGCUCCAUAGGGCCCUCUGAGAUUCAAGAACCAGUGUUGUUUGGCUGUCCAGGGAGACUGCAAUAAGGCAGGGUCUUCAGAAACCCUACUGGGCGUGCUGCCCUUUGACCCCCAGCGGCAGAAAUUCUUUGCUUGAAGCCACCAGCAUUUUAUAACUGUUUGCGAGUUCCCUGUGCUUCCCACCCCAAACGGAUCGGAUUCGUGACCUGUCUUUGGCUGCUCUGUGGGCCGACUGCUUCCCAGGUUCCCAUUUGAAUGUCUUUGUGGCACGGCAUGCCUGACAGUGACCUCUCUUGGUUAAGAAAUUGCUGCUGCUUUCACAGACAUCGCACAGACCAGUGCAUCACUGCUAUCCUUGGACAACUUCAGUGUUUUGUUUUUCUUCCGAAGUGGCCUGUGAAGUUGUGCUUACGGUCAGUUAAGUACACUGCUGCUUGCCUUGUCAAUCUGCAACUGUUUUACACAGUGUGAUUUUAGUCUUGGAUUAUUCACGGCUGAAUAAAUGGCACUGAUUUUCA
Molecule: messenger RNA, 2869 nt
Organism: Eublepharis macularius
Lineage: Eukaryota; Metazoa; Chordata; Lepidosauria; Squamata; Eublepharidae
Gene: NUDT9
Product: nudix hydrolase 9
Exons: 9
Coding region: 224-1315 (363 amino acids)
Cellular component (GO): mitochondrion
Molecular function (GO): ADP-ribose diphosphatase activity
Source: RefSeq, a predicted model, not a curated record